UUGUUGUUUUUUUUAUUGUUAGGACGUGACGUGUAACUUCCGCGUAACAGGUUGUUAUGUGACACUUGAUCGUGCGCUUGUGGCCAGAGAGCUCUGAUACCGCAGCUGGCCAUAGUCCACACUGAACCAUGAGCUGUAGAUCUACCUAGUGUAGCCUUUUAUUCAACUUUUUUCCCAACAAAGCAACUUAAACUAGGCAAUACGCAUAGGUGUCUUACAAAAUAAAAAUAACAAUAGGCUUUGGGCUCUUAGUAUAGGCCUACUUUCUGUGGCAACAUGUCAAACUUGGACAGUAACCCUUUCGCCGACCAGGAUAUAAACAACCCAUUUCAGGAUCCGUCAGUGACUCAAGCAAGGCACACAGUUCCUCCAGCAUUAGAGGAGUACAACCCGUUCACAGAUGGCAAAUCGGGUCCAGCAGGUGUGGCAGCUAGGACUGCAGCCUCCACCUUUAACACACAACCAGCCAUCAUGAAAGCCACUGAAGAUCCUCCAGCAUACUCACAGGGCCAACCACAGGGAGCCAAUGAACUGCUCAAAAGGCAAGAGGAGCUUGAGCGCAAGGCUGCUGAGCUGGACCGCCGCGAGAGAGAGAUGCAGUCGCUCAGCGCUUCAGGAGGCAGGAGAAAUAAUUGGCCACCUCUCCCAGAGAAGUUCCCUGUGGGUCCAUGUUUCUACCAUGACAUCACAGUAGACAUCCCUGUAGAGUUCCAGAAAACUGUCAAGAUUAUGUACUAUCUUUGGAUGAUUCAUGCUGGCACUCUUUUUGCAAAUGUGAUUGGAUGCUUGGCCUGGUUUUGUGUGAGCUAUUCACGCGGAGGGGACUUUGGCUUGUCCAUCCUUUGGUUCUUAAUGUUUACUCCCUGCUCAUUUGUCUGUUGGUAUCGUCCUCUUUAUGGAGCUUUCAGGAGUGAUAGCUCGUUUAGGUUUUUUAUUUUCUUCUUUGUCUACGUUUGUCAAGUCGGUGUGUAUGUUCUACAGACUAUAGGCUUCCCUGGCUGGGGCACAAGUGGUUGGAUUUCCGCUCUUACAUGCCUAAAUACAAACAUUCCUGUGGGUAUUCUCAUGAUACUUAUAGCUGCCCUCUUCACGUCGCUAGCUGUCAUGUCUCUCUUCAUGUUCAAAAAGGUCCAUGCAAUGUACCGGACCACUGGAGCUAGCUUUGAGAAGGCACAACAGGAGUUUGCCACUGGUGUCAUGUCCAACAAGAAUGUUCAAACGGCCGCUGCUAAAGCUGCAUCUCAGGCUGCGUCUCAGGCUGCACAGGAGACCUUCAGGGAGCAGGUCUGAUCUGUUCCAAAAGCCCUCUGGCUUUAACCCGGCAGCAGCAGCAGCAGCCUCUAGCCUUCACUGAGCCAAAUGUCCUGCUCACAGUAUUUUCCAGCCCUCUGGGUUUAAAUGGGGGCACUACAGUUGGUAUGUAGCAUCUUGCCUAAUGUAUACCCUCAGAAACUAUUAGCUGGAAGCCUUUACACAGGGCUAUGGUUCUGUUUUACCAUAUCUGCCUUGGCAUCACUGUUCGCACUCGGGGAGUCAGCACUGGUACUGCACUUUGCCCACAUUACCACCUUCCUAUUCUGUGUGUGUAUAUUUCUGAGUGUUCUUUAAAUACUGUGGUUGAACAAUGUUUAAAAUGAAGAUUAGAAAAAAAAUAUUUUUUAUUUAUAUUGAAGAGGCGACUACUAAUACAUGAUAUUAUAUUAAAAUAAUCUUCCAUUUCAGAUUCUCUUUUUUUCUAAACCUCAAAAUUAAAAUGUGUGAAUGUGAAACUGUAAUUUCACUUCCCCAUGAAGAACAGUAAGGUAUUUAUAUGCUGGUUAACAGGUCCUUCUUCAAAAUGAGACUUUAAGUCUCCAGAGGCUAAUCUGCAUAAAUAAAGGAAUAUUAAAUGUUACAAACCGAUUUUAAGCAUGCAAUUUAUUGGAUCAUAACUGAAAUAAUUCUUUAUGCUGUAGUCAUAAUGUUUCUGAUCUUUGUGUGGAAACAGAAGAAAUACGUUAUAGUGUAUAGAUUUUGUACAAAUACCAGCUAUUCUCUCCCAUGUAUUGUACAUGUAUUGUAUCUAGCUCAUGCUCAAUAGUUUUGUAUAUUUAUUGCAUCCAAACUGAAUAAAAGGAAUUCUGCAAUUA
Messenger RNA from Periophthalmus magnuspinnatus, 2129 nucleotides. Its product is annotated as secretory carrier-associated membrane protein 1-like. The transcript is spliced from 9 exons. The coding region runs from base 277 to 1290 and encodes 337 amino acids. NCBI's taxonomy places the organism in Eukaryota, Metazoa, Chordata, Actinopteri, Gobiiformes, Gobiidae. Gene Ontology annotation, biological process: protein transport. Gene Ontology annotation, cellular component: trans-Golgi network membrane; recycling endosome membrane. The record is from RefSeq and is a predicted model, not a curated record.